AAAGGACGUGGGAAGUAGCCAAUCAGAGAGCGGGGGAGGCGGGCCAACGCGCAGAGGCGGGAAAAGGGGGGGUGAAGGAAGGCACCUUCCCUGAGUGGUGAAGAACCUCUGUUUUCCCGAAAUACCCCUCUCAGAGCUGGGAAGAGACAUUUCAACCAUCCCACAUCUCUGGAAGGAAAGAGACGCUGAGAUGCAUGUCCCUGAAAGCUUGCGGGACCUGGCAGGCAGCGAGGCAGUGCAGUUCCUGAAGAAACGUAAAACGGUCGCACGGAUCUUUGCUGGGGUCUUCUCCCUUAUCAUUUUUGCUUCACUGAUGACUGACGGCUACAUGAAUGUAAGCAGUUCCCCACAGCUGCACUGUGUGCUCAACAACAAUGGGGCAGCCUGCAGGUAUGCCAUCGUGGCCGGCUUCCUGGCUUUCCUCGGGAGCCUCGUCUUUCUCAUACUUGACACCCAAGAGCCCUACAUCACCGGCACCCGCCUCACCACCGUCAUUUUCCUCCUGGACUUUGUGCUGUCUGUCAUUUGGGCAAGUGUCUGGUUUGUUGGCUUCUGCUUCUUGGCCAACCAGUGGGCACGCUCCCCUCCUCACCACUACCUGCUGGGCAGUGGCAGUGCAAGAGCCAGCAUCUCCUUUGCCUUCUUCUCCAUCCCUGUCUGGGUGUACCUGGCAUACCUGGCCCUACAGGACCUGCGCAGUGACCCGCCUGUGCCCUACAAGUUGUCCCUGGAUGAGGGGGGUGUGAUCAUGGCCGUGACCACGCUGUCUUCCUCCUCCACCACCGCCACCAUUAUCCCCAACAGCCCAGGCCACCCUGGAUCCAACCCUCCACCCUACUCAGCCACCCCCAAGCUCACCCACCUUGCCAUUAUAAAUGAUAAUUAGCUUGGUUAUGUAUAUUCUCUGAUUAAACAGAAUUCCCCUCCUCCCCCAGCCCCCCAAAAAAGUGAUUGUGGAACAUA
Ornithorhynchus anatinus (platypus) is the source of this 963-nucleotide messenger RNA. It is a transcript of the gene SYNGR4, whose product is annotated as synaptogyrin 4. NCBI's taxonomy places the organism in Eukaryota, Metazoa, Chordata, Mammalia, Monotremata, Ornithorhynchidae. The transcript is spliced from 5 exons. The coding region runs from base 191 to 886 and encodes 231 amino acids. The record is from RefSeq and is a predicted model, not a curated record. Gene Ontology annotation, cellular component: synaptic vesicle membrane; neuromuscular junction.